AUGGCCUCGUCGGCCACCGCAGACACGGAGCUGCUCACAGAGCACUUUGGCUACCCGCCAGUGAGCUUGCUCGACGACAUCAUCAACAGCGUCAACAUCCUCGCCGAGCGCGCGCUGAACAGCGUCGAACAGGCGCUCCUCCGCCAACCACCCGCCAGCCUCGGUUUCAAGCCGGUGGCCUUCCAACGAGGACGCGGCGAGGCGAAGCUGUCGCCGGACGAGCUCGAGGCCGCCGCCGAAGACGCCCACCGCCACGAGGUCGAGAAUGGCACGCACCAGCUCGAGACGCUGCUGUGCGCCUCCAUCGACCGCAACUUUGACAAGUUUGAGCUGUACACGAUGCGCAACAUAUUGUGCGUGAAGCCCGAGGACCGCGAUUGGAUGCGGCUGGCGCACUACGAGGGACUGGACUUUGCUGCUGCCGAGGGCGCCGCCGGAGACGGCGCCGCGGACGACGCGUCCAUUGCGCACCUGCACCGCCGGCUGCAGGCGUCCCUCAAACUGGGCCACCUGCUGGACGUCGAAGCCCAGCGCAACGAGACGAUGCUGGCGCGGCUGCGGAUGCUGGCGGGAACGGAGCGUGGACCGGCAGCAGACCAAGAGCAAGGGGCCGACCCGUCCUUCUCUGCAUCCUCUGGGGCGUCGCUGGCGUUCUUGCUCGACCGCGGCCCGCUGACCGAGAGCGACGCCGCCCAACCGCUUACAACCACCACGGCCUUUGCGCUGUCGCAGCUGCCGGCCCUGCGCAAGCUGUCGAGCGAGCUGCGGCAAAAGGCGCCGGGCCUCGCAGCAGCCGUGGCGCUCGACGACGAAGAGGAAAAGACUGGUGGUGGUGGUGGUGGUGGUGGACGAGCCGGCGACAGCAAGUCCUGGCGGCGCGAGCGGCUCGAGUACAUUGAAGGGUCCACACGCAAGCAUCUCGAGCGGAUCCGCGGCCUCAAUCUCGGCCGCAACGGCGAGAUGCGCAGCGAGCAGGGCAGCUCGUCCCAGGCCAACGACGGCGGAAAUGGCGGGAACAACAUGACGGUCGAGCCCGAGGCCCUCACCAACAUCCUCAACAUUUUGCGGGAGAACCACGGCAGCAGAGACGCAGAGGCUGCGACCGGCGAUACGACACAGCCUGAAGACGAUACAAUGGACGAGUCAUGA
This is a messenger RNA of Sporothrix schenckii 1099-18, 1149 nucleotides long. Its product is annotated as kinetochore protein Mis12/MTW1. The transcript has 2 exons. Gene Ontology annotation, cellular component: nucleus; chromosome, centromeric region. The record is from RefSeq and is a predicted model, not a curated record. Lineage: Eukaryota; Fungi; Ascomycota; Sordariomycetes; Ophiostomatales; Ophiostomataceae. Gene Ontology annotation, biological process: protein localization to kinetochore; mitotic sister chromatid segregation; kinetochore assembly. The coding region runs from base 1 to 1149 and encodes 382 amino acids.